GGGUUGGUCAGUCUGAUCCAGACACUGUAUAAAUGAAAGGCCAGUAAGAAGAGCAGAUCAAACACCUAACAGGAGGAGACUCACUCAUGGCCUAUGAGACAGAGGAUCAUGAGACUCAAUACUGCUUUCCUGCCAUCAACUCAUCAUGUAUCAAGGGAAAACACUCCAGUCAUGAAUACAAUAUCAUGUAUGUGUUUGUAUCUUUGCUGUCUGCAUGGACUGUGUUUCUGAACCUGCUGGUGAUCAUCUCCAUCUCUCACUUCAAGAAGCUUCACACUCCAACCAACCUGAUCAUUCUCUCUCUGGCUGUUUCAGACCUGCUUAUUGGACUUGUCAUGCCCAUAGAAGCCACCAGGUUGAUCGAGAUGUGUUGGUACUUUGGAGACACUUUCUGUGGACUCUAUUUAAUAUUUAUUACAGUGCUUCUUUCAGCAUCUCUUAGCAAUUUAGUUUUAAUAGCUAUUGAUCGUUAUGUAGCUGUGUGUCACCCUUUACUGUACCCACAGAAAAUAACCACAGCUAAAAUGUUAGUGAGCAUCUGUCUGAGCUGGGUUUGCUCCUCAACUUAUAACUCUGCAUUUGUAAUUAAUAAUAGAUAUUUAGACACUUCACAGAAAACAGAUGUUAUGAUGGGUUUUGCCUGGAGAGUCACUGAUCUAUUCAUGGCUUUUAUUUUUCCUUGUACCCUGAUCAUAACUUUAUAUUUGAGGAUAUUUUAUGUUGUGCAUCAGCAAGUGAAAGUUAUAAACUCUCUGAUGAAGGGUGGUAAAUGUGUAAUGGAAGGUUCAGUGAGGAGGAAAUCUGAGAGCAAAGCUGCUCUGACAUUAGGAAUCAUUGUGAAAGUUUAUCUGCUCUGCUGGAUUCCGUACUAUAUCUGUUCUAUGUCAGUAACCUCUUCCACAACCAAAAACGUUUUGACAUGGGCUGUGUAUGUUAACUCAGGUCUGAAUCCUCUGGUCUAUGCUUUAUUUUAUCCCUGGUUUAAAAAAACAGUUAAACACAUCCUAACCCUGAAAAUAUUUCAGCCAGCAUCCUCUCUGGUCAAUAUUUUUACAGAACUUCAAUUAUAAUUGUAAACUGGUAAAGUUGUCACUCAUAAAGGUAGAUGUGAUUAUUUUUGAAUAAUUUAUAUUUGUAAUUUACACUACAUGUAUCUUAAUAGUAUAUAGCUCAUUUCAGAGAGUACGUUUGCUGCAUUUUAUGUUGAAAUGCAGAUAUCGCCAGAAUUGAACAAUUAAUUAAACUUUAUAUAUUAAUUCUCAAAUAGAAAGUGUGUACCACAGUAUACAUACUAUUUAAUUUCUUGUAAGAGGCAUGAGAAAGAAUAUUUCAUCCAGUUCUGUUCAUACUUGAGUCUGUUUGAAGUAUGUGUGUCACAUGACUUGGUUCAAAUUUUCUCUGCUGGUUUUGUCAGUUUGACCUAAAGCCAACAUAUCCACCCACAGUGCUGGACAUUCUUAAAAAUAAGCAUAUAUUAAUCUUUCUUUUCUUCAGAAAAAAAAAGCAGCAAAACAACUGCUAAUAUUAAUUGUGAACAUUGUUGUCAUAUGUUGCUCAUGCUGUUAUUUACCGCAUUUUGAAAAGAUAUGUUGCCAGAUUAGGAUAAGAAAAAAGGUAUUGACAAUUACACAGUAUUGACAAUCAGUGGUGUCUCAAGGUAAACUGGACCCCCUAUACAGCUUAUUGAAUUAUUGCGGAUUCCGGGGUGACAGGUGGGGGGGCCAGUAGAAAUCUUGUUCCAGGACCAGGGCCCUUAGGAAAGAUCCUUAUAGGGCCUCCUGGCCUCUGGGCCCACAGUACACAGUUCACCUUCUCAAUCUGUGUAUUCUGAGUUUAAAAAACAUUUGUGCAAAUGUUAAUAUUCACAUUUAAAACUGUUAUUAUUACACUUAGUUGACUACAUCUUUGCAUUUUUAACUUGCAGGGUUUCACACAGCUCAUUUUAUUGUAGAACAGGGGUGUCCAACCCUGUUCCUGGAUGGCUACCAUCCUGCAGAGUUUAGCUCCAACCCUGACCAAACACACCUGAAAAAUCUAACCAAAGUUUUCAGGAUUACAUAGAAAAUUAUAUGUUGUAUCAUAAAUGACAUUAUAUGAUUGAUUAUGGAUGGAGCUAAACCCUGCAGUACAGUGGACCUCAAGGGCUAGAGUUGUCCAACCCAUGACGAGACAGUUCAGCAGUUUUCUCUCUCUCUCUGUGUGUGUGUGUGUGUGUGUGUGUGUGUGUGCGUGUGUGUGCAGUAUUUCACACCUUUAAUGAACGGUUCAGUGGAGGAUCAUCUCCAAAGUAACAAUACAUGCAGAAAAUAAAUCAUAACAAUUAUAAUUGGGCCUCUGAGUUUUUACAUGAUUGAUGUUUUCUGACAUCAGUAAGUGUAAACAAACUGAACAAAAACAUGUCACUAUAUACAACAGAUCAACCCAUGUGACUACCGAGAGAGGCCUACCCACAGUUGCAAAGCCCAUUGUAUUUACAUCAAAUAAUAAUUAUUUUAUUAUUUAAUUUUAAUAUACUGAAAAAAAGAAAGAAGUGACCAGGCUCUAAUACAUUUUUAACUGACAGAAUAUAACAGUAACAAACUGAUCCUUAAUUCAUGAGUGCAUUUUAUUUGUUAGGAUCUGCUAAAUCUUAUGAAGAUUUUACCAGAAAAAGUCAUUCGGGUCAUAAUCUGGCUUGAUUACUGUUGUGCAAUUAAAGAAAAAAAAAAAAAAAAAAAAAAAAUCUGUCAUUAUUUUUACCCUCACAUCUUCCAAAGUAGAACCCAAAAGGACAAAUUCUGAAGACCAUUUUCCAUGCAAUCACAAUAAAUACAGAAUAAAGCUCCAUAACAAUAUCAUAAAAGUGGUCCAUUGUGUGCUACAUGAUGGCUUUAUGUGAGUUUCAUGAGAGUAGUUCUGAUGUCUGAUUCAUGAAUUAAUCAUUGUUUUGAGUGUUUUUGGUGAAAUGAUCUGGAUGAUUUGUUUAUACAAAUUGGUCUGAUCCAGACAUAUCACACUAAACUACAGUAUUAUAGUGCUUUAGAAGACUUUAUAGCACAGAAUUGUAUGGACCACUUUUCUAUACUUUUAUGAUACUUUGUAUCCUUUUUUGAAGCCAGUUUUACACCUCAGCCACUAGAGGGCAAAAUCUUCCAUACUGCAAUUUUCAGAUAUUUCAACCAGUGCUCGAAAUGGUACACAGUACCGGUGUAGUGCCGAAUUUCAACACCCUGCCAAUUUUCAAU
Molecule: messenger RNA, 3224 nt
Organism: Megalobrama amblycephala (Wuchang bream)
Lineage: Eukaryota; Metazoa; Chordata; Actinopteri; Cypriniformes; Xenocyprididae
Product: trace amine-associated receptor 13c-like
Exons: 1
Coding region: 87-1070 (327 amino acids)
Biological process (GO): G protein-coupled receptor signaling pathway
Cellular component (GO): membrane
Molecular function (GO): trace-amine receptor activity
Source: RefSeq, a predicted model, not a curated record